AUGUCUCUAUUCAGAACUUUUCCCACUUCGGGCGACUUCGCCCCUCUUUUCCGUCUCUUGGACGACUAUGACGUCCACCGCGCAUCCAGGGGCCAGACUGCCGUGCGCUCGUUCGCACCUCGCUUCGACGUCCGCGAGACCUCCGAUGCCUACCAUCUUGAUGGCGAGCUGCCCGGCAUCCCACAGCAGAACAUCGAAAUUGAAUUCUCAGAUCCUCAGACCCUGGUGAUCAAGGGCCGUUCAGAACGCGAAUACAGCUCUCCAGAAGCUGGCGAGAGUGCUGCACAGGGCGGAGGCAGCGAUGUGGUCAAGACUAGCGACAAGCAAGUGACUAAGUCCGAGGGCCAGCACCGCUUCUGGGUGAGCGAGCGCUCUAUUGGAGAGUUCCAUCGCAGCUUCUCCUUCCCGACCAACGUUGACCAGGACAAAGUCAAGGCUAGUCUGAAGAACGGCAUCCUGGCCGUGGUUGUUCCCAAGGCCUCUGCCCCGUCUGGAAAGAAGAUUACCAUUGAGUAA
Molecule: messenger RNA, 516 nt
Organism: Aspergillus tanneri
Lineage: Eukaryota; Fungi; Ascomycota; Eurotiomycetes; Eurotiales; Aspergillaceae
Gene: HSP30
Product: Hsp20/alpha crystallin family protein
Exons: 1
Coding region: 1-516 (171 amino acids)
Biological process (GO): response to hydrogen peroxide; response to salt stress; protein complex oligomerization
Source: RefSeq, a predicted model, not a curated record